Molecule: messenger RNA, 510 nt
Organism: Aspergillus pseudonomiae
Lineage: Eukaryota; Fungi; Ascomycota; Eurotiomycetes; Eurotiales; Aspergillaceae
Exons: 2
Coding region: 1-510 (169 amino acids)
Source: RefSeq, a predicted model, not a curated record
AUGAGCGAAUCCCUCAUCCCCAUAUUCUGUCUUCACGACAUCCCCCCUCAACCUACGCACACGCCAUCGACAUCAACGCUGCUGCUUGUAGAAAGCACCGGAACGGCACUGCGCAGAUACACACGUGAUGCUGUGACGUAUCCCCCGGUUGAUUCUGCGUUCAAGUCACCAUUCAAUGGGUGGGGAUUGGAUGAUGUGGUCCCGUUCCUGCGUGAAUACGCCACGGGGACUGUUGUGGAUGAAUCUGUGUUUCUGGUUGCAGAUGGGAGGACUGUCGAGGAUGAAUCACUGUUAUUAGUGCAGAGUCUUCAUGGGGAUCCAAUGCACUGUGUACGGCUUGCGGCGGAGUAUGUCAAUACUAAAGCUGUGGCUGUGGCUGUUGCUGCGACUGGUGUGCAGGAGCUGCGGAGAUUGGUUGAUGGGGAUGGGGUGUUUAGAGGCGGGGGUGACAACCCGUCGCCACGAAAGGGGGGGGAAGCGCCGAGGAAGCAGCUGGCAGGGUCUGGGUAG